AUGUCGCCAAACCGCCGUCACCUCUCUCUCUCCAGCCGCUGCGACAAACACCGACAAAAUGGCGUCCGCGCCGUCACCCCACAACCUCCUCAGGUGGAUCUAGCGCCACCUACGCCCAGCCAGCGCGCAUGCGUCGCGGGGCCUCGUGCCCGCCCACGGAGCCCGCAAGGGGGCGGGGUCUGUGACGUCAGGGACGGGGGCCGGCUCAUCCACACCGCGGCUGCGCGGCGCGGACCGCACCUGCAGCUGCACUUGCAAGCAAGUGGACUCCUCGGUGUGAAGAGCAGGGCAGAUGGUCCUUCCUGUAGACACCCAUGGGCUGACUCUGAAAUCAGGGUCUUCCUGCAGGAGUGGGAAGUAGUUGAAAGGAUCACUGGGCAUCCAGGCAGCAGGAUCUACCAGAAGAGCUGGGCUCUUUACCAGAGACUCAGGAUUGGUAACCAUCUGCCUCCCGAGAACCUUCAAACUUCCAGGAACCGGCCUUGGGAUCAUGGCAUCCCUGGUCCUUCUGCACAGCUUCAAGGGAACCUAUUGCCUUUGAUGUCCCAGGGAGAUUCCCCCUUUCUCAGAAGGGAGACUCAGAAGCACUGCUAUCUGUCCUCAGUUCCAUACCUACUUCCUGCCUCUGACUCAGGAACUUGGGAAGACAUGGUGAACUUCCUUGAACUUGAAACCAUGCUCCAAUUUGCAGAGGUACAGAAGUCAGCCCCUUCCCUGUCCUUGGGGUCUCUCUUGGUUUUCCUUUGUGAAGGCAGUGUUUGA
Messenger RNA from Onychomys torridus (southern grasshopper mouse), 762 nucleotides. RefSeq lists its product as uncharacterized. Lineage: Eukaryota; Metazoa; Chordata; Mammalia; Rodentia; Cricetidae. The coding region runs from base 1 to 762 and encodes 253 amino acids. The transcript is spliced from 4 exons. The record is from RefSeq and is a predicted model, not a curated record.